Molecule: messenger RNA, 3049 nt
Organism: Schistosoma margrebowiei
Lineage: Eukaryota; Metazoa; Platyhelminthes; Trematoda; Strigeidida; Schistosomatidae
Source: the annotation of a GenBank genome assembly
AAAAUCUUUGUCAAUAGAUCCUGAGUGAAUAAAGAUUUCUUGAUUCUUUAUUGAAAGUUGGAAGAAUUUUCUUAAUGUCAGUUAAAAUUUCGGGUAGAUUCUGUGUGGUAAUUUUGUGAAAUCACAAACGCAAGUGUGUCAGAGAGCUAGAAUGUUAAGACUUUAGUACUUCAAAACACCUGUUUGAUACUUUACAAAAUUAGACUUACGGAACAUUUCGUUUGAUCGGACCAAAUAUUUUCGUUAUUCAAGGAAGAUAGCUAAUAUAUACAUCUUAAACUAUGCGUUUAACCUACAUAACUCUUGAAUGUCUGAAGUUGUAGAACUGCUGUUAUGCACCAACCGGCGGUAAAUUAUCGGAAAUGACAACUAUUCUAUUUGAGAGAUGCCAAAUAAUGUAUCUCGUUACAAUUAAUCUGUAACUUGGAGAAGCAUUUAAACAAGCUUCACUGUAAAAUGUUUCUUUUCACUUCUUUUGUUAGAAAACUAUCUCCAUCUUUUGUAGGCUGUAAAUGAUCUUUUGCUGAGCGUCUCUGGGUUAAGUGAAAUCUGAUUACAAAUGGAUGAAAUUAAUAUGAGUCUACUAAAUAUAUCAACAAAUGAUAAUAAAGAACUACCUGUCAUGUGGAUAAGACAAUUAAUUUCAAAGCUUAAUAUUUCUCCAGACAUUCGAAAUGAACCCUUAUUUGAAAAAGCUGUCAAUGAGUUAGCGUCUUCAAAUCUCGAAAACUUGUCUUCCUCAGUGUAUCAGUUACGGACCAUUCGCGAUGUUCUAAAAAACAAGAUUAAGUCAUUGGCUGCAGAAAAUUAUCACAUUUUUAUAGAUACCAAAGAUGCAAGUCAGAAUAUCUUGGAGAAGACUUCAGAAAUGUCAACCGCCAAUCAAGCUUUUCUAUCACAAAUUACUGACUUUACACAAUGCUGUAGUGAUAUCUUAUUAAAGACUCGCUCCAUUGAAGCCUCUCUUAAAAAGAAUAGAAGUGCCUUAGAAAAUCACACACAGUUACUAGAGAUAAUUGAACUUCCACAGCUAAUGCAAACUUGUGUGCAUAAUGGUCAUUACGAUGACGCAAUAUCUAUUUUUGCUUAUACUAAGACGUUGUUCAGUAAAUAUGGGUCAAGGUACUCUGUUUUACGUAUGAUAUAUUCGCAAGUGUCUGCUGUUGCUUCACAGUUUGUUCAUCAGUUGUAUAACCAGUUGAGAUCACCUCUAUCUCUUUCUUCGUGUAUCAAGACCGUCGUAUUUCUUCGUAGAACAGGACUAUUGAGUGAACAAGAACUGCGGUUGAAAUUUCUCCAGACACGGACAAAUUGUCUUAAGAGUCAAAUCAACUCAUCUUUAUUGGCAUGUACACCAAAGGAGUUAGUUGGAGUAGAUAAGAGGGAAAAGCUGUCAGGAUUUCUCCCUUUUAAAGAGUCUCAUGAUAAGUCCUAUUGGGUGGCUACACGACGUAUUGAAGUGACGCGCGUACAUCUAUUUGACAUAGUCACACAGUAUCGAGCGGUAUUUCCAGACGAAGAUAGUAUUCUUCCACAAGGAUUGAAAAUUCAAGGAAAGUCACUACUAUCUAAAUACUCGGGGAAUCCAAUUUACUCAAUUAAUUUAUUAAAGGGAUCUAAAGAUAUGGAUUAUUAUGAAUCUAGUCCAAAUUUGUUACAUGCUUGGUUGGUUAAUCAAGUGGCAGAAUUUCUUAACAAUCUCUGUAGUGACCUCCAAACUAUGAUGUAUCAACCUAAAUGUACUCCACAGGAGCUGACAGAUCGUCUGUUAAGAGCUACUGCAACAGACUCUAACAAUUACAAAAAUAAACCAUUAGGAAAUAUUUGUUUAGAGACGCUAUUCACUCAGGUGCAGUCAUUAAUAUCACAAUCAAUGUACUUUGGACGAUCAUUUCAUCGGAUAGGCUGUGAUUUCAGACCACAUUUGGCUAACCUUUUUUGUUACCAAAUUGAAUCAUUUAUCAAGAAUUAUAUUGACAGUAUUGUAUCGGAGUUUAAAUUUGCACUUGCUAAUUUUAUUUGGCGAAUUCCAUCUGAUGAAAAUGUUCAGAUUAAUGGAACAACUCAUGAAGAAGUAAAUAACAGUGAAUUGAAUUCUUUUACAAAACUGACUAAUAUACUACUAGAAUUCCCUCCACUAAUACUGCUUUACAAUCAUUUUGUUGAAUUAUUUCAUGGAUUAAAUAUCUGUUGUCCAACUGGUUUGAAAAACAGAAUUAUUAUUAUUGUAUCAAAUGGUUUACAUGCUUGUUCAUUAUCUAUAACAGAAAUUUAUGAUCAAUUAAAAGAACAACAAAUUGAUAAUUGGUUAAAUAAUGAUGUUUAUUAUUUAGCUAAUGCAUUUUGUACAUCAUUAACUUAUUGUAUUUUAGCAAAUUUAAUUAAUUAUUUAUUUGUUGAAGAGAUUGAUAAUAAUAUUCAAAUACCAAAUGGUAAUCAUAAUAAUAGUAAUAAUCCUAUGUUAUUACAUCGUCCACUUUUAUCAAGUUUAUGUCAAAUAAUUUGUAAACCUAUUUAUAUAAAAUGGUCAAAUUUACAACCAUCAAUAUCAUCAAUGGAAUUUGUAUUAUUAAAUAAUAAUUCUGAUCAUAAUCUUAAUCAGAUUUCAUUAAUAAAUAAUGAAAGGGAAACAAUAGAUUCUGUUGUGAAUAAUACUUCAAAGAUUGAAACAAUGUCAUUAAGUGAACAAAUCAGUGUAAAUGAUAUAUCUGAUAAUCAUAUUAAAAUUGAUACAAUAAAUAGUUAAUCAUAGUGUGUAUAAUACUUAUUCUCUUUUAUUUUAUUACAUUCUACUAUUGUUAUUUGUGUAAACGACUUUAUUUAUUUUUGUAUAUUUUAAAUUAUUCUUAUCUGUAUUCAUUUUACGCUCAAUUUUUCUUAUGAGUUCGUUGUUUUGGAUUGUAUUAACUGUGAUAAUAAUACAUAUAGUUAUAGUAGUAAUUGUUUCUUAAAUAUAUAAUGGUCAUUCAAUGUGUACGCUAACCGUUAGAGACUAAUGCUGUGGUCAUCGCCAUGUUAAUUUCUAUUAUCAACAAAUAUAUAUAUUCAG